AUGAGUGACACCAUGAGAGCAGUAGGCAUCAAAGGCGGCAAAGGCCCCGCCACUAGCCUCUUCAUCGAUGAGAUUGCCAAGCCAUCCCCCAAAGAGGGAGAGGCAAUCGUCAAGAUUCGCGCUUUCGGUUUAAACCGUAUGGACCUUCUGCAGCGGGAGGGCCUCUACCCGCUUCCCCCGCAGGCGCCCGAAACCAUGGGCGUGGAGUUCUCGGGUGUGAUUGAACAAUUCGGCCCAGAUGGACAUGAGGAUUUCAAAAUCGGAGAUGAAGUCCUUGGUCUUGCUUACGGUGGUGCCUACGCCGAGUACAUUGCCGUCUCCACUAAGAUGUUGAUUCACAAGCCGAAAGAGCUGUCAUGGGAAGAGGCAGCCGGUGUUCCGGAGACUUGGAUUACGGCCUCACAGGCCCUGUAUCAGGUUGGUGAUUUCCAAUCCGGACAAUCCGUCCUUUGGCACGCAGGUGCUUCAUCUGUUUCCAUCUCCGGCAUUCAACUCGCCAAGGCUGCAGGCGCAAGUGCCAUCUACGCCACUGCCGGAUCUCAAGAGAAGAUCGACUUCCUGGAGCAAGAGCUCGGUGUCACCAAGGCCUUCAAUUACAAGACCCAGGACUGGGCCUCGGAGAUCCAAAAAGCUACGGGUGGUGCUGGUGUGAACCUCACCGUUGACUUUAUCGGAGCUACUUAUUUCCAAGGUAACUUGGACGUGGCGGCUCGCGAUGGUCGUGUUGUGCUUCUCGGUUUGAUGGGUGGUGGUAAGUUGCCGGAUGGAGUGAAUAUUGCUCCUUUGCUGUUUAAGCGCGUGCGCAUUGAGGGAAGUACACUCCGGUCUCGGGAUGUGGAAUACCAGCGCAAGUUGAGGGAUAUUGUUGUUGAUCAUGCGCUGCCUAAGUUUGUGGAUGGGACGUUUAAGGUGUUUGUUGAGAAGGUGUUGCCGUUUGAGGCGAUUGAGGAGGCUCACAAGUUGCUUGAGAGUAACGCUACGAAAGGCAAAAUCAUCUGUGUUUUUGAGUAG
Messenger RNA from Penicillium olsonii, 1011 nucleotides. Lineage: Eukaryota; Fungi; Ascomycota; Eurotiomycetes; Eurotiales; Aspergillaceae. The record is from the annotation of a GenBank genome assembly.